AUGAUAUCAGAAGUUGUGAAUGCCUUGUUGCUCACCUACUUUGGGACAGAGUAUCUCUUGGCAGAGGCUGGCAACCUUCCCAAACGUAAAACCCAAGCGUUUUUCUACUUGGUCGCGUCGGUGAUCUUUGUCAACAUCUUUGAUCGAGUUACUGGAGCCGCCGAGGUCAUCAACAGUUUGCUACAAGGAUUCUUGCAUCUUCCUAAAGUCUUGUUUGCAGCUUUUGCUUAUGUGGUGGCUCUUUACUUUGAUUGCAAAAAACUCCAAGCCGCAUUGACCGUCAAGACAUUCCUUCCCUUGGUGGGCAAGGCGUUCCUUCGCGUCCUUCCAGCGUAUCCGUUUCUUGCCGUGGUCAUAUCGUUUGGGUUCAUGAUUGUCAUCAACAUUUUUGAAGCGCUGCAUAUUCCAUUGGAAUAUCUUAAUUGGCCAAUUUACUAUGGCACUCUGUAUGGGCCGUUCUCAUUUGUCUAUUGGAAAGUCAAAGAAAGAGUGGUGGAUGACAGUUAUCAUACGCUGCCAACGAAAACUCCUUGGUAA
Molecule: messenger RNA, 537 nt
Organism: Seminavis robusta
Lineage: Eukaryota; Bacillariophyta; Bacillariophyceae; Naviculales; Naviculaceae
Source: the annotation of a GenBank genome assembly